ACUGUCCCCUCACGGCUUCCGUACUGUUAGGGUUGCCUGCUGUCAGCAUGGAGUAGUACGGAGUUCAGGUAGCUGUGGACGUACCUACACGGUUGUACAAGUAAUGUAUGUCCACCAUGAUUUGAUAUUAUAACCCCACCAGCUGUCUCAUAGUUAUUUCCUUGACAGAAACCCCUUCUGCGUACCAACAGCGACGUGUGUUGAGAUGUGUUGAAGCAAACGGUCGAGGUGACAUUGUCAAACCGUUGCUGGUUUCAUGCCGCAAUGUUGGCGGCUUUGACGAGAGUUAAAAGCCCUCGGUGGCUUUCUCCAGACAUAUGUUUAGGAUACAUGUUAGGACAAGAGCUGAGAAGAAACGAGUUGGGUUCGUUCAGUCCCGGUUGUUCUUCGGUACCGGCAUCCUGGAGGCGGAGAGCCACCGGCGGCGUCAGAAGCGUCGGCACCUCCUGCGUGCUGUGCGGCAAAGUCCGAGGAAACGCGAAGAAGACCGAGCUGUCUGAGAAGAAGCUGACCCAUCACUUUGUAGACCAUCGCAAUGUGAAGCUGGUGGCAGGGUCAGGCGGCAAAGGGGCCUGCAGCUUUCACAGUGAGCCCCGGAAGGAGUGGGGUGGACCGGAUGGAGGGAACGGAGGUGAUGGAGGAAGCAUUAUUAUAAAGGCUGACCGGUUUGUCAAAUCGCUGGCUCAAAUAACCCCAGUUUACAAGGGAGAAGAUGGUCAAUCAGGAGGCAGCAAGAACUGUUAUGGCAGGAAUGGAAACCCAAAAUAUAUUUCUGUACCAUUGGGCACUGUGGUGAAGGAACAGGGAAAGACAGUUGUGGACCUUUCUGAGCAUGGCCAGGAGUACGUGGCUGUUUUUGGAGGGAUGGGUGGGAAGGGGAAUAGAUUUUAUCUGUCCAAUGAGAACCGGGCUCCGAUGGUGGCAACCCCAGGAAUGCAGGGCCAGGAGAGGGUCCUUCAGCUGGAGCUCCGCACCAUGGCCCAUGCUGGACUGGUGGGGUUUCCUAAUGCUGGGAAAUCAUCUUUGUUGAGAGCGAUCUCCAAUGCCAGGCCUGCUGUGGCUGCUUACCCCUUUACGACACUGAACCCACAUGUGGGAAUUGUCAAGUACAGGGAUCACGAGCAAGUGGCAGUUGCUGACAUCCCAGGCAUCAUCCGAGGAGCCCAUCUGAAUCAAGGGCUGGGCAUCUCUUUUUUGCGUCACAUAGAGCGCUGCCGUUUCCUUCUCUUUGUUCUGGACCUAUCGACUCCGGAGCCCUGGACCCAGCUCCAGCACUUGCGCUAUGAAUUAGACCAGUAUGAGCCUGGUCUCUCCCAGCGUCCUCAGGCAAUCGUAGCCAACAAAAUGGACCUGCCCGAGGCCCAGGAGAAGCUGGGGACUCUAAAGGGUCUUGUUACACAGCGGGUCAUUCCCGUGUCAGCUCUCACGGGACAGAAUACAGAGGAGCUCAUUCUUCACCUGAGAGAGCUGUACGAUGGCUACCUCCAAGAAGAGGACAAUGGGGAAAGCAAACCCAUAAGGUGGUAGCAACAUUGCCUCUUGCUGAACUUUCUAUUAUGUAGUUUUGUACUGGCAGAUUGUGAAUGUGUUUAAAUUUCUUAAUAAAUAUUUAAACGAAACAAAA
Acanthopagrus latus (yellowfin seabream) is the source of this 1624-nucleotide messenger RNA. It is a transcript of the gene mtg2, whose product is annotated as mitochondrial ribosome-associated GTPase 2. The transcript is spliced from 6 exons. Lineage: Eukaryota; Metazoa; Chordata; Actinopteri; Spariformes; Sparidae. The record is from RefSeq and is a predicted model, not a curated record. Gene Ontology annotation, cellular component: mitochondrion. Gene Ontology annotation, molecular function: GTPase activity; magnesium ion binding; GTP binding. The coding region runs from base 265 to 1527 and encodes 420 amino acids.